UAGGAAGGGGCGUGGCUUCACUCGGUCGCCACAUUGGAAUGGAGAUUGUCCUGUCUUGUUAUGGAAAGCUCUGGAACUUUCCACGCUGUUUAAAUUGAAAUAUAUCUCGGCUGCGUCGCGGAGUUGAAACAGGGCGAUCGAGCGAGAGGACAAACACUUUGUACUUCUUGAAAGGACUGGCUGCCGGGCGGUCAGAAUGGGGAAAGACUACUACGACAUUUUAGGCACGAAGAAAGGCGCCUCGGAGGACGAAAUCAAGAAAGCUUAUCGCAAGCAGGCGCUCCGAUAUCAUCCCGACAAGAACAAGUCGCCGGACGCUGAGGAGAAAUUUAAGGAAAUCGCCGAAGCUUACGACGUGCUGAGCGACCCCAAGAAAAGGGACAUUUACGAUCGCUUUGGUGAAGAAGGUCUUAAGGGUGGUGGGCCGUCAGGUGGCGGUGGCGGUGGCGGUGGCGGUCCAGGCAACUUCAGCUACUCCUUCCAAGGUGACCCACAUGUGAUCUUCUCCGAGUUUUUCGGUGGACGAAAUCCUUUUGAGCAGUUCUUCGGCGGGCGCAAUGGCAUGGACGACAACAUGGACGCUGAUGACGCUUUUGGCCACUUUGGAAUGGGCGGCAGCGGCUUCCCCCGCUCCUUCAGCUCCGGUAUGGGAGGCUUCGGCGGCCACAGUAGCGUCGUGAAGAAGCAUCAAGACCCCGCUGUCGUCCAUGAGCUGCGUGUGAGCUUGGAGGAAGUGCUUUCUGGCUGCACAAAGAAAAUGAAGAUCAAUCGCAAAAGGUUGAACUCUGAUGGGCGAACUCUGAGAACAGAGAGUAAGAUCCUGGAGGUGGAGAUAAAGAAGGGAUGGAAGGAAGGCACUAAAAUCACAUUUCCUAAGGAGGGGGAUGAAACUCCAACAAACAUUCCAGCGGAUGUGGUCUUUCUGCUGAAGGACAAACCGCAUGCAGUGUUCAAGCGUGACAACUCAGACAUCAUUUACGUUGCCAAGAUCACACUCCGAGAUGCGUUGUGUGGCUCCACAAUCAACGUACCCACCCUGGAAGGCAAAGUGGUCCCAGUGACGACAACACAGGUGGUGCAGCCUGGGAUGAAGCGGCGCAUUAGCGGUGAGGGAUUGCCUUAUCCCAAGCGCCCUGACCGCCGAGGGGACCUGAUCGUGGAAUAUGAUGUCAAGUUCCCGGAUAGGCUUAGUCACAGCGCUCGGGACACCUUGGCCCAGGUUCUCCCUCGUUCGUAAACAAGUCAUACUGGACUCAAAAAUUCCCUUUAAUUACUCCUUAAGAUGCCAAUUGUAUGUUAUUUCUUUGUCUUGGAGUUGAGUCUUGGGAUGCUAAAACCUGCUCACCCAUAUUGUAAAUGCCACAAUGGAAACCAUUACCGUAACAGAUUGUAAAUAUAACCAAUAUGGUUUGGUGUUUAGUUUUAUUAUUGAGAUUAUAUUUUGAUGAUAUAUAUGAGUAUAUAUACUUGUUUAGGGGGCUGUUACAAAAACAUUGUAUUAACAACAAUAAAAUAUUCAAUACACCAUGAAAA
This is a messenger RNA of Nerophis ophidion (straightnose pipefish), 1533 nucleotides long. RefSeq names its product DnaJ heat shock protein family (Hsp40) member B1b (gene dnajb1b). The coding region runs from base 197 to 1237 and encodes 346 amino acids. NCBI's taxonomy places the organism in Eukaryota, Metazoa, Chordata, Actinopteri, Syngnathiformes, Syngnathidae. Gene Ontology annotation, cellular component: cytosol. The record is from RefSeq and is a predicted model, not a curated record. The transcript is spliced from 3 exons. Gene Ontology annotation, molecular function: Hsp70 protein binding; transcription corepressor activity.